Salvia miltiorrhiza (redroot sage) is the source of this 1191-nucleotide messenger RNA. RefSeq lists its product as uncharacterized. Bases 92 to 892 code for a protein of 266 amino acids. The record is from RefSeq and is a predicted model, not a curated record. Gene Ontology annotation, molecular function: zinc ion binding; nucleic acid binding. Lineage: Eukaryota; Viridiplantae; Streptophyta; Magnoliopsida; Lamiales; Lamiaceae. The transcript has 2 exons.
CCUACGUUGUACUGAUGAGGAGCGCCUCUCUUGCGUCUCAUUCCAGCUGACAGGAUCAGCUGAUUUUUGGUGGGAGGCACGUCGAAAAACUAUGACCCCUGAACAAUGGGCAAUUUAUACGUGGGAAGAUUUUAAGGCGGGAUUAUAUGACAAAUAUAUUCCGAAAAGCUAUAGGAAGAAGAAAGAGGCUGAAUUCUACGAUUUGAAGCAAGGAAAGAAAUCUGUGGUUGAAUACGAUAGGGAAUUCUGCAACCUGGCUAGAUUUGCUCCACAACAAGUGGACACAGAUGAGAAGAUGGCAGAAAAAUUUUGUGCCGGUCUGAGGCAUGAAAUUAGGAUGACUCUAGCAAGCCACGGAGGACUCUCAUACACGGAGUCUUUGAACAGGGCACUUGACAUUGAAGCUGCAAUGCCAUCGGAUAAGUCAGCUCCACCACUGACCUCGACGCCAAAUAACCCACCAGCACCCUCACAUACUCUCAAAGGGAAGCGCAAAUGGGGCAACACUGAAGACAAUAUCAGUCAAGCCAACAAGAGAGUAUGGCAAGAAAAUGAACAGGCCGAACAGUUUAAUCAACAAAGGCAUGAGACACAGACUAACUCCGACCCAACUAGGGGUAACCGAGGUCAGCAAGGAAUUUCACCUUGCCCCAAUUGCGGUAAGAUGCAUAGGGGUAUCUGUCGGGCUGGAACUAACGGGUGUUACAAUUGUGGCCAAAAAGGUCACUACUCCACACAGUGUCCCAACAGACAACAAGGUUCAACAACUAAGCCCACCCACACCCAUCCCUUACAAGCAAUACGCGGACACCUUCAAAUUCAGCCUCAAGAACAACAGUCACCACAACAGGGGGCAACUUAUGCUUUUAACCAGGGACACUUGGAAGGUUGAGCUGUGAUGGAUGAUGAAGUGUUGCUGAGUGGAGCUUUUGUCAAUUUGAAAUUAGGCUCAGAAAAGAUAUAUGUCUGCAUACAUGUAUCUCAGUUAUGUCUUCCGCUGCAAACACUGAUUAUGUUUUGGUCAAGUCUAUAACUAUGUGAAUUACUCUUCAAAGAAAUAUCUAAUGCUUACUCGGGUUCAUCGAGUAUCCUUUUUAAUUAUAUGCGUCAAUCCUUCAAUGUCUUAAAUUUUAUUUCAAGAAUUAAUGCUAGAUAUCAAUGUCUAUAAUCAAGUUAUAAAUGAGUCAAAUG